CACGAUGCCAGACUUGUCAUCCUCACUCAUCUCAUCACCAUUCUGCUUCUUUCCUAUUGUUUUUUUAGCUCAUUAUCUAUGUUUCUACUCCAAAACCACCUUUCUUAGUGUGAAAAGACUAAUAUUUACACAACCCUCUUGCUUCCUCAUUUAGUCUUAAUUUGAAGAUGCUGGAAGUUGUUGAAGAUAUUGUGAUUGUGGGAGCUGGAAUUGCAGGCCUCACUACUUCUUUAGGACUUCACAGACUGGGCAUCAAAAGCUUAGUUUUGGAAUCAUCAGAGAGUUUGAGGGCAGCAGGAUUUGCAUUUUUAACGUGGACUAAUGCUUGGAAGGCUUUGGAUGCUGUUGGCAUCGCUGACUUACUUCGCCAACAGCAUCAACUUAUUGAUAGGAUAGCAAUUGCCUCUACAAUACCAGGAGAACCCCCUUCAGAGAAACCACUAAAGACCAAAGGAAAAUAUGGAGAGCAUGAAAUCAGAUGUGUGAAAAGGAAGUUAUUGAUGGAAGCACUUGAAAGGGAACUACAAAGUGGCACCAUAAG
Messenger RNA from Mangifera indica (mango), 541 nucleotides. RefSeq names its product monooxygenase 2-like. NCBI's taxonomy places the organism in Eukaryota, Viridiplantae, Streptophyta, Magnoliopsida, Sapindales, Anacardiaceae. The transcript is spliced from 4 exons. The record is from RefSeq and is a predicted model, not a curated record. The annotation marks the transcript as partial. Gene Ontology annotation, molecular function: FAD binding.